AUGGAUGUCAUCGGUCCGAUAGAGCCAGCCGCUUCUAAUGGACACAGAUUCAUUUUGGUCGCCAUUGAAUAUUUCACUAAGUGGGUGGAGGCAACUACUUACAAGUCGGUAAUCAAGAAAGUGGUGGCUGAUUUUGUUCGCAACAAUCUGAUAUGCAGCUUUGGAGUGCCAGAAUCCAUUAUUACCGAUAAUGGGGCAAAUCUCAACAGUCACUUGAUGAGAGAGAUAUGUGAGCAAUUUAAGAUUACUCAUCGAAAUUCAACUGCUUAUCGUCCCCAAAUGAAUGGAGCUGUAGAGGCUGCCAAUAAGAAUAUCAAAAAGAUUUUGAGGAAAAUGAUUGACAAGCAUCGAGGUUGGCAUGAUAUGUUACCAUAUUCUUUGUUGGGAUACCGCACGAUUGUCAGAACAUCGAUUGGAGCCACUCUAUAUUUGCUAGUAUAUGGAACAGAAGCAGUCAUACCUGCUGAAGUCAAGAUACCGUCUUUGAGAAUCAUCCAAGAAGCUGAGUCAAGUAACGCUGAAUGGGUUAGUAAGCGGAUUGAUCAACUAACUUUGAUUGAUGAGAAGAGAAUGGUUGUCGUCUAUCAUGGUCAGUUGUAUAGACAGAGAAUGAUUCGUGCCUUUCACAAGAGAGUAAGGGCUAGAAAUUUUGAAGUUGGCCAGUUGGUUCUUAAGCGUAUUUUUCCUCAUCAAGACGAGUACAAAGGAAAGGUCACACCAAACUGGCAAGGUCCUUACAUGGUUCGUAAAGUAUUAUCUGGAGGUGCCUUGGUCCUGUCGGAGAUGGAUGGCACCAAAUUCCGCGAUCUGCUCAAUUACAGUGGAAAGAUAAGCAAGACAGUUAACUGGGACAGAAAUUUUGAGGAUGGCCUCAAAAUUUCAGCACGGGUUUAUCUACAAGUCUGGGGCGACUCUGAAAACGUUCCAGCGAAUAAUCGGAUAGACCUCCAAGCAUCAGACUCAAAGAAGUUUGUUAGGCCUGAUAUGGCAUGA
Molecule: messenger RNA, 993 nt
Organism: Solanum pennellii
Lineage: Eukaryota; Viridiplantae; Streptophyta; Magnoliopsida; Solanales; Solanaceae
Exons: 2
Coding region: 1-993 (330 amino acids)
Biological process (GO): DNA integration
Molecular function (GO): nucleic acid binding
Source: RefSeq, a predicted model, not a curated record